Messenger RNA from Malania oleifera, 734 nucleotides. RefSeq names its product small ribosomal subunit protein uS14m. Gene Ontology annotation, biological process: translation. The coding region runs from base 150 to 461 and encodes 103 amino acids. Gene Ontology annotation, cellular component: small ribosomal subunit; ribosome. Lineage: Eukaryota; Viridiplantae; Streptophyta; Magnoliopsida; Santalales; Ximeniaceae. The record is from RefSeq and is a predicted model, not a curated record. The transcript has a single exon. Gene Ontology annotation, molecular function: structural constituent of ribosome.
UCCAUACACCUUCAUUUCAAUUAAACAAGGAUAUGCCCAAUACCUAGGCAUGGGUCGGGCUGUAACUCGGCCCAACCAAGUGUCUACUUCAACCUCACCCAUGUAGGGCUCCAUCCACUGCCUUCUCACACGAACCGUUUGUUGCAGAAAUGGAGGUGCAGCGCGAGAACCGCAACAUCCGCGACAACCAGCGGCGGCAGCUGGCAGAGAAGCACGAACUGAAACGCAUGCUCUUUAAGGCUUUCCUGAGGGACCCGGAUAUUCCGGCGGAGGUGAGGGAGCAACAGCAGUGGAAGCUCGCCAAAUUGCCCAGGAACAGCUCCUUCACGCGCGUCCGCAACCGCUGUAUCUUCACUGGCCGCCCACGCGGCGUCUACCAGCUCUUCCGCAUGUCUCGAAUCGUCUUCCGCGAGCUCGCGUCCCGGGGUGCAUUGCAGGGCAUCAAGAAGGCCUCCUGGUAGAAAGUGCAAGGAUCCAAGGAAAAAGGCAUUCUUGCUGCCCUCCCCUUUUCCCUUGACUUGGGCCGAUCAAUAAGUUUUUGUUGUGGUAAUAGUUGAUCUGGAAUGACUGUGUUUGUCAAUAUUUUGAUAUCUAUAUCAUCUGAUUUUGUGAUGUUCUGUGUUUUUGUUGGGAUUAAUGAAUGGGUUAAUGAAACAAAGAUGUUAGUGACUUUUCUUCUCUUCGGAACCAUUAAUGCUAUAUGAAACGCGAUUGUUUGGCCUUUUGGGCUUUGA